Pollicipes pollicipes is the source of this 1220-nucleotide messenger RNA. RefSeq names its product vitamin K-dependent protein C. The record is from RefSeq and is a predicted model, not a curated record. Gene Ontology annotation, biological process: proteolysis. The coding region runs from base 59 to 928 and encodes 289 amino acids. The transcript is spliced from 6 exons. Gene Ontology annotation, molecular function: serine-type endopeptidase activity. Lineage: Eukaryota; Metazoa; Arthropoda; Thecostraca; Pollicipedomorpha; Pollicipedidae.
AUUCGCCAUGGUGGAUCACAUCAUGACCAAAUUCAAGUGUUGAUGGAGCGCAUCUGAGAUGUUUGCAUUUGUAAUCAUAUUCAUUUUCUUCGGUUUGGACAAAUCUAAUGCAGCCCUCAACUGCACAUGUGGACAACCAGGCGUCUCAAGCUCUAGAAUCGUUAAUGGUGUGGAAACCGGAAAGAACGAAUUUCCAUGGAUCGCCGCGGUGAGGAUCAAGACAUCCCCUCUGGCAACCAUCCCGAACCUGCCGUACUGCUCGGGCAGCCUGGUGUCGGACCGGUUCGUGCUCACCGCCGCCCACUGCCUGGCCAAGCUGCGCAACGAGGACUCCUGGCGGCGCAGCGAGCUCGUGUUCGGCAUGCACUGGGCGCGCAGCGACCCGCCCGAGGUGCAGCUGCGUAACAUCAAGAGGGCGGUGAUGAAGGUGCAGUAUCAAGACACCAACAAAGAUUACGACGUAGCGCUGCUGGAGCUGGACGUGCCAGUCGAGAUCAACAAAGUCAUCUACCCAAUAUGUCUACCCUAUAACCUCAAGUUUCCCGCGAAGAACCCGUGGGUGGUGGCUGCGGGCUGGGGAAGGACCUCGUACGCUGGACGUCAGUCCGAAAAACUCAUGAAGACCAAGUGGAUGGAGCUGGUGCGCUGGGACACGUGCGAGGCCAGGACCAAGUACCGCUCCCGCAGUCUGCUCACGGAGCGCAUGCUGUGUGGCGUCUCCGACCUCACCGACGCCUGCCUCGGCGACUCGGGCGGACCGCUGAUGUACUACCACCCUCAGUUUUACCGCUGGUUUCUGGUCGGCGUCACCAGCUUCGGUUGGGGCUGCAACGAGGUUAACGACCCGGGCGUCUACACCAACCUCUUCCACAAGGACAUCUUGGGCUGGGUGACAUGCGCGAACACAGGCGAAAUGUGCAAGGCCUAGCUGAAGAGCGCUGGAGCCGCAGGCGGCCCGACGCGAUCUGACGAUCCGCGGCUGAGGAGGGCGACGGCCAAGUCUGGAACCCCGCCGCAGCAUGGGCGGGGCGCGGCCCGCGGCGGUGGCCGUCACAGCUCCCGCCCGAGUUCUGCCGCUGCCUCCCCACCGCUGGCAGACGCGGCUAAGCUCCGUGCUUCUCGGUAGCUCUAAUGGUAAUGGUGUGUAGUGGAGGAGCAGGGUGCUAGUCGAAGCAGUAACAAAUCUGUCAUCGUACGCAAACUGGGUACCCUGAAAACGA